GACGUCGUAGAGGUAGCAUCACGCUCUCGUGUCUCUGCGUCCCGGGGGUGUCGGCCAGUGCUUCUCACCUGUGUGUCUCGCGUGCGCCCUUGCAUGGGGCUUGCAAGAAAAGAAAAGCAAUUUCAGAAAAGAAACUUUAAUGAACCUAAGUUGUAGUAAUAUAUUUCGUGUGAACUGGUCCUGUACCGUUGUGUAGAUGGAAUAUUUCAACAAGAUGGACGGUGGGGGUGGGUUCGUGAGGGCGGGACUCCUGGGCCUGACACAGGGCGUGUCUCUCCACGACCCGCUGCGCCUCCACCACGCCCUACACUCACAGGCGUCUGACAGCGUGAAGGACGGGGCGGCCACCUCCCUCCUCCGUCCCCUCUCCGACUACCCCCAUCUCCCCCUCCUCCCCUUCACCGCCCCCCCAUUCCUCCAUCACCACCUGGACCCGCGCCUCCCCUUCUCCCCCUCUGCCUUCCACCCGCUCCACUCCCACGCCCACGAGGCCCACGCCCGCGCCCACGACGCCCACGCCAAGCUGCAAGCGCCGCCCACAAGUCUAUCCGGCUCGGCCUUCUCCCCGCUGCCGGCCAAGGCGGCCAAGAUGGAGGACGGUGGGUGUUCGUCGUCGGCCAUCCCCUGCUCCUCGUCGGGGCUCUUCUCGCCCGCUCUCCUCGCCUCCCUCGACCCCCGCGCCGCCUUCCUCACGGGCGGGGGCGGCGGGGGCGGCGGUGGCGGCGGGGGCGGCAUGGGCGUGCUGGACGAGCGGCGGGACUCGCCCUCCCCGCGCGGGUCGCACGGGUCGCGGGAGUCACCCGGCCACGCCCGAGACACCGACACGCCCAACUCUAACAGCGACGAACCCAAAGGACGCAAGCCCCGCCCUGGAGAGUCAUGGUGCCCUGUGUGUGGGGUGACACUACGACCCGGGGAGAUGGACGCUCACCUCACCCACGAGCUGGACAAGCUGGUCCGUCUUCCCCAGACCCGCCCACUCUCCCAGCGCACGCCCACGCCCACUACCUCCACGUCCACCACCACCACGCCCUCGUCUUCAGCAGUCACCAGCGUCGCCGCCUCAGUCACGUCGCCUCUCAGCCCACAUCCAAUCCACGCCCGCGCCCGCGACCCCGGCUGGGAUACAUAUCAGCGGGUGCGGGCCAACCGACAGGUGCGGCUGCGGGCCAAGAAGCGACGGUCGGGCCGCAGCGAGGAGUGCGGGCCGGCAUGCCCCGUGUGCGGAGAGCGAGUGUCCGCCACCACGCCAGAGGACCUCCACGCCCACGUCGAGUCCUGCCUCCGUCGGUCCGGGGGCGUGUUGUCCGGACUCCUGCAGGGGGGCGGCGAGGACGAGGUGGUGGACGUGGAGGGCGACGGGCCCUACGAGGAGUACGAGUGGUGUGGUCAGCGCCGAGUGAGGGUGUCCUCCCUGCUCAGGGCGCAGCCUCAGCUCCUGGUGAGGAUGCGCGGCGUGCGGACCAUGGCGGUACUAAACCUCUUCACGACUCCUGCAGAUCGCCACAGAGAGGGCGGCGAGCGUAGUGGAGAUACCGAGAUGACUGGAGGCGGCGGCGUGCUGGAGAGCGGCGAGGGCGGCGCCAGCAGCAGGGUGGAGCCCAUGAGUGUGGAGCUGGAGGCCCUGAAGGAGAAGGUGCGGGUAUUGGAGAGGGACGGCGCCACUCCCUCCAAGUUCCAGUGUCUGGUGUGUCAGACGGAGUACGACCGCCCAGCUGUGUCUGUGGUGUGCUGGCACGUGCUCUGUGAGGCAUGCUGGGCUCACACGCUGGGCGUGAAGAGCGAGUGUCCUCAGUGCUCGCAGGCCGUCUCCCCCGAGGACCUCCGUCCCAUUCACUUGUGACUAUCAACACCGGCAUAGCAGUUCACCGUGAGCCCCGCCCGUGUCCCCCCCACGCCCGCUGUC
Messenger RNA from Procambarus clarkii (red swamp crayfish), 1906 nucleotides. Its product is annotated as E3 ubiquitin-protein ligase RNF220. Gene Ontology annotation, molecular function: ubiquitin protein ligase activity. The record is from RefSeq and is a predicted model, not a curated record. Lineage: Eukaryota; Metazoa; Arthropoda; Malacostraca; Decapoda; Cambaridae. Gene Ontology annotation, biological process: protein ubiquitination.